AUGUACACGCCUGAUGUGGUCCCACCGUCAAAAGUUACGAGUUAUGAUGAACUUGUGUUUAAUGUUGCGGGUUUAUUUCAUACCAUGUCAUUUUUACAUGAUCCGGAGGACUGGGGGGAAGAAUUAACGGCAAGUUUUUCCUCGGAGGAUGAGUUUUAUGAUCCUGAACCACCGCUGGAACGGUCCAUUCCUCUUAUGAUUGCAGAAUUUUUGUACCGAUCGGCCAUGUUUCUAGGACAUCCACAAGGUGAUACUCCAUGGUUACCGGGGUUUCGAGAAGACAAGAAAUUUUCAAGUAAUGACGUGAAACGGUGGCGACGAUUGGCACAUUUUGAUUGGGAAGCCGAAGAACAAGAGUUUUUUAAAAACCAUCCACCAAGAUUGACACGGACUCAGUCAGUUGAAUCAAAUGGACAUACGUCCGUCAUAUCGACCAUUGGAGCGAGCUUUCGAAUGCAAAAUCAACAAGAUAGUGUCGAUUCGGAUUCAAGCAGUCGUAGUCAAGAUAGUCAAGUGUCGGGAAAGAUGAAACUUCGAAGUGCGGUAACUGGGUGGAUUCGCAAACACAAACGGCAGCAGGAUCACGAACAGCAGCAUCUGAACGAUGCAGUGGAACAAGAGACUGAAGUUGCAAUAGAAAGCGUCGAGGAACCGAAUCAACAUAGUGUUCGCAAACCCGUGUCGUGGCUGAAUCCGCCACCAAUCUCGUCAUCUCGAAGCUUACGACUGCUCGUUGACAUUGUCAACUCGUGCGUGUACUGUGGACAGUUCAAGUUUCGAAAGCGUGACAUUAUACGUCUUUGCAAUGUCAAGAUUUGA
Peronospora farinosa is the source of this 819-nucleotide messenger RNA. NCBI's taxonomy places the organism in Eukaryota, Oomycota, Peronosporomycetes, Peronosporales, Peronosporaceae. The record is from the annotation of a GenBank genome assembly.